Candida albicans SC5314 is the source of this 1065-nucleotide messenger RNA. RefSeq names its product N-acetylglucosaminylphosphatidylinositol deacetylase. Gene Ontology annotation, molecular function: N-acetylglucosaminylphosphatidylinositol deacetylase activity. Gene Ontology annotation, cellular component: endoplasmic reticulum. The record is from RefSeq and is a predicted model, not a curated record. NCBI's taxonomy places the organism in Eukaryota, Fungi, Ascomycota, Pichiomycetes, Serinales, Debaryomycetaceae. Bases 1 to 1065 code for a protein of 354 amino acids. The transcript has a single exon. Gene Ontology annotation, biological process: GPI anchor biosynthetic process.
AUGAUUUUCAAACUACCGUUAAUCCUUUUGAGAUUGUAUAUCACAUCAUUUAUAAUUUGGAUUUUCCAAACAACUAUUCUUCCACAAACAUUAACUAAAUUAACCAAUGUUUCAAUCAAGACUCAAACUUUCCAACAUUAUUAUCCAUAUACUUCAUUAGUCAACACUCCUAAAAAUUCCAAUUCCAUAAACACUAUAACUAAUUCAAAUAUAACAUAUAUAAUAGCUCACCCUGAUGAUGAAGUAAUGUUUUUCGCUCCAUCCAUAAUUGAAUUGAAAAAACCAAAAUAUAAUAAUCAAAUCAAUUUAAUUUGUUUUUCUAAAGGAAAUUAUAUUAAAUCAAUGGAUGAAAUACGUCAAUCGGAAUUGAUUCAAUCGAGUAGAAUUUUAGGAAUUGAUCAAGUUUCGAUAUUGGAUUAUCAAGAUGGUAUGAAUGAAACUUGGCAAUUGAAUGAUAUUGUACAAAGUUUACAUGAAAAUCUUUCACCCACAAAUAGUGGUAGUGAUACUAAUAGCAAUAACAAGCCAUCAGUGUUGAUUACAUUUGAUGAUCAAGGAGUAUCAAAUCAUCCUAAUCAUAUUUCAUUAUUUCACGGUACGAAGAAAUAUAUUCAAGAAUUACGACGCAAACUGGAAAAUAAGAAUAAAACCAGAAUAAAAACUACUACUACUACUACUAUUAAUUAUAUUGACAUUGAUAGUUCCAGUUCAACCAAAUUUUAUGUUCUUAAAAGUUUGAAUUUUUUUGAAAAAUAUAGUUUCACAAUACUUGGUAAUAUUGAAAUUUUAUUUAAUUAUAUUUCAUUAUUAAUUAAAAAAUUUAUAAAUAUUAAUAUUAAUGUUAGUUUUUUUAGUAAUCAAAUUAUUAAAUCAAAAUUUGAUAAUAACAACAAUAAUUUACAAUUACAAAAUUUAAAUGAUAUUAGAUUUUAUUCUGAUUUGAAUAUGCUUAGUUUGAGUUAUGCAGCUAUGGCUUAUGGACAUUUUAGUCAAAUGGUCUGGUUUAGAUACGCUUGGUUAUUAUUAAGUAGAUAUCUUACAUAUAAUCAUCUCAUAGAACAAUAA